Rhagoletis zephyria (snowberry fruit fly) is the source of this 543-nucleotide messenger RNA. RefSeq lists its product as uncharacterized. Lineage: Eukaryota; Metazoa; Arthropoda; Insecta; Diptera; Tephritidae. The record is from RefSeq and is a predicted model, not a curated record.
CCAUCCUUACGUUCUUACGUUAUUCGCCCGAAAAGAUCUGUCAAAACUGUUUUGUUUACUUUGUGUGUAUAAAAGUUCAAAAAUACAAUAUUUUAAUAGAAUUAUUUAAAAAUGUAUCUAGCAAUAGCAUUUCUUGCAAGUGAACGUUCGAACGAAGACGAAUUGCGGAUUCAGAGGCGGAGGCUUCGAGACAGUACAAAUGUAUUGGAAUUGCCAGACGCCGAGUUUGUUAAAAACUUUCGAGUCAGCAAAGAAGUAUUUGGACACAUUUUUAGCGAAGUGGGCAUCCAUAUGAAAGACACCUACCGUAAUACUCACUUGCCAUCACAACUGAAACUGUCCACAUUUCUACGCUUUCUUGCAACUGGAAGCUAUCAAAAGUCGGUGGGUAACGAAAGUCUCUCAGUAAUGGGUCAGUCGACAGUUGCAAAAGUAAUAGCGGAAUGCUUGAACAUUUUUGAGGAGCAUUUUUGCCACAAAUGGGUAAGCAUGUGCAGGACCGAGGAAAAANCUCUGAUUUCUGAAAUUAUUGUUGUAGUAUGA